This is a messenger RNA of Amoebophrya sp. A25, 4355 nucleotides long. The record is from the annotation of a GenBank genome assembly. Lineage: Eukaryota; Dinophyceae; Syndiniales; Amoebophryaceae.
AUGUCUUCGUCCGUCCAAGGUGGUGCUGACCAAGACUGGGAGCUGGUCGACGACGAAAAAGUGCUUGCUCUGCACACACAACUCAGGAAAUUGUGUGCAGAUUUGGAGGUACUCAUAGUUUGAAGAGAAUGAUGUAGUGGUCUACACUUUUGGUGUUGUCUGUCAGAUAUUCAUUUUACUUUAUGAUUUGUUUCAACAUUAUGUUUAUUGGGUUCUUAGUCUUUGAUCAUCGUCUGUUACAGAAAUAAGCCGCGUCGUGUUCUUCGUUUUCUUGCCAACUUCAAAUAAUGUUCCUGAUGCUUCGUUGUUGAAAACCGAAUAACCACCAGGCAGCAACAAAGGAUGGGACGAGUAAGGCUUCAACGAUAGCAGGUCUAGAGGACAAGGUGAAAAGCCUAGAAGCCGCGUUGGCCAAAGCGGAGGCGGAACGAGAAGAACAUGUCCGCAAACUGGAAGGUGUCAAGAAAGAUGUUGCCAACGAGCAGGAACGUCGCGCCUCCGACAGCACUGUUUGGCAGCGUCGUCUGGAUGAAGAGAAGACGGCGCGCAAAGAAAAAGAAGCACUCCUGGAGGAAAUCCUAAGCGUUGAGAAAAAACAUGCCGAACAGAAUGCUGAAAAACUCAACAAGGAAUUGCAAGAACUGCGCACAAAAUACGAGGUACUUAGGCUAAACGCGACCGUGAGAUGCACCUGUUCAUGUUUUGUUGUCCAAAAUGUUUCAUUUUCCUUCUCGGUUGUAAGUAUGCCUUCUUUACGUAUAUCUAUUGUAUGUCGACCAUCUCCUGUUAUUGCAUUAUCUUCACAAUUCAACAAGCUUGCUCUAGUUCCAGUGAGUAGCACACACAUAUUUUUUCUGUUCUUACUUUCAUCACGUAGGAUAUUGUUUUUCAUGAUCCCGGACUAACCUGUUUUUCAGCACGACGUGACGACGAUACGACAGAAGUUGGAGCACGAAAAGAUGCAUCUUCAAAGCCAAAUCGACCUCGAACGCACAAAUUCUGCGGCGCACAUCCAGAACCUGCUAGAUGCGCAGAAGACGCAUGAGCAGACACUAAAGAAACAGCAUGACGAUUCCAUUUCGGAUUUGAAGACGCAGCUGAGCGAUGAACGCACAAAAGCAGCUGAGAUGAAGAAACAGCUCUAUAAAACCUCUGAAAUCGAGAAACGCACCUUCGAGCUGGAGAAAAAACAACUCACUGAAGACAUUGGGAAAAUGAAGGUACUAAGAGUGGUACUAUGAUGAACAUCUCUCUGUAACACAUACAUCAUGCACCCCGCCAUGAGGAAUGUUUGAUCUAUAUAUUUAUAUUGAGCAUCGGCAUCGCGAUCGCUCUAUCCUUCUUGUCAUGAUAUCAAAUGAUCCUUUGCACCACCAGAUUGCAACCUGCUCGAAGACGGUGGAGCAACUCUUGAUUGUUCCUUAUUUCCAACCCGAAUAUCUUCAGGCACGCAUUUCCGAUGUGGAACGUGAAAAGAGCCUCAUCGAAGAGGCGAAGAAGUUGGACCAGGAGCAGAAGGAAAAGGAUAUCCGCGAACGUGUCAAACAAAAAUCUGAAGUCGAGCAAGUGCUGGAAACGGUACGUCAAAAACUUGAGGCUGCGAAGAAAGACCGUGACGCCUUCGAAGCGACCGCUACUGAAAUGAAACGGGAACGCGAUGCAGCAAAAACUGAUAGCGAGCGCGCAAAAGCGGACGUGCUAGCUGAACAAGAGAAGCUGAAAACAGCUGAAAGCGAGAAAAAAGCAGCGGAAAAAGCAACAGAAAACAGCAAAAAAGAAUGGGAAAAAGAAAAGGAGACGCUAAAGUACUUUACCAAUGAAUCUUGUUAUUUUGUCUUGUUAUCAUUUUUUUUGAUGACACCGCAUAAGCUACUUGCCUUCACCGCGUGUUGUACACCCGAGCCAAUGCGUUUUCAGCUGGCUUCUUCUAGAUAUCCUAACUGUAUUCAGCUUAGCGCCGGGAAUGGGAGAUAUUCUUGAUUUCUAUUACCGUUUUGGAUAAAUGUCAGAGUUCAAGGAGGGCCAUGUCUCCCAGCAACAUUUUACUUCUUUGCUCACCAGAUCUGCAGCGAUUGCUUCGGAGAAGAGUGCAAGUGAGCUCGAGGAGACGCUCCGCAAAAAAGCGUUGGAGAUUGCUGCGGUGAACACGAGCUUGAGCCAGCAGCAGCAAGAGGUAGCACGCUUGGAGAAGGAGAAAGCUGAGGUGAACGAUACAAAUGCGUCCAUUGAGAAGGAAAACAAAGCCGUUCUGGAGAAACUCCAAAAGUUACGGUCGGGACGACAUUGUUGUUUUUUGAGUGCUUAGGUCUCGUUUAGAAUUUUUAGAUCAUUGUUCCUUUCCUAUCCCUAUGUGUCACAACUAAUAGGACGAAUGGAAAACCUGUAAUCUUUGUGCUGAUUUGAAUACAAGUACAACAAGUAGUUAAUAAUAGCAAUGCAACUCGCAUCAAGUAGCCACUGCUUCUUCUCUAAGAAAUGCAGUUGCUGACCUGACGAACGAGAAUCGUGACCUAACCGGAAAGAAGGAGCAGGUUGAAAAAGAGCGGGAUGACGUGAAAAGCAACUAUGUAGAAUUGGUAGAGACUACGAAGCGGGCUUUGGAAGCGGAAAACGCACGCCUCACCGCAGAAGUCAAUAAAUUGCAAGUGCAGGUAUCAGAAAAGGACAACGAACUCGAGAUGAUGCGCAAGAUUCGAGAAGGAGACUCCUGGUAAAAACGACGCAAAGUGCUCGUACACGAAGCCAGAGAUACAGAAGAAGAAGCAGAAGAAUCGACGACUCUCGAAGUACAAAACUUUCGACAUGUAGAGGAGGCUAUGGUGGUUUUUCCCUCAUCUCAACAACAGUGUUGUACCUGAAAAUUCUGACGUCUUCCAACCAGAGUUCUCGAGACAUAAAAGCCUGACUUUUGUGAUCUCUAGAAGCAGGAGCACCAGAUGAUGAGUUGCUGUGUGCGUCGUCGCAACAGGGAGAGGGCCUGCGCCAUUCAAGAAAGACCUGAUUGAUCACGACUGACACGCUAGUACACAUGUUGCUCUUACUGUCAUUUUUGUCUUUUUGUGCCAUGAUCGUCUUAGCUCGAUCACGAUUGAGAAUUUAAUAAGAGCUUCCUGUCUGAGGUUCGGAUCGAUUUUCCUUGAUGAAGAUGCCGUUGAGGAUUGACGAACGACGUUAAUAUUCGAUAAAGUCACAUGAUGAUCAAUGAAGAUAUGGUUGUAAGUAAGUAGUUUUGUUGUUUUGAUUUAUCUGACUUUCUCUCUAAAUUUUUCCAGUUGAUGAAGAUGUUGAGUGGUAGUUAGUAAGUUGGAUGUGGCUUACUUCUGGUUCUGAUGAUAUAAGAGAACAGAUAAUGUCAAUGCCAUAUUAAAGUGAUCGCUAAGUACCGAGUGCAGAAACAACAAUACGAUCCCUAUUUCGACGUUGAUUAAGAUUCGAUGAGGUACAUAUUUAUAAUAAAAAAAUAAAAAUAUGUUGUUAGUGAAUACAGUAGUUGUAGAUGUAGUUCAGAAUAUGGGUGAAGAUGCAACGACCUCCACCAGUAUCCAAUUAUUUAUUCGGCUGCAACUGUGAUUUGACAGUCGGCACCCGCUGCCUCUUCAUCUUCUGUCAGACGAAGAUAUUGUUGCUACUUGCUCCGCUCGUCAUUACUUAACAAACUACUUCUUAGAUGAAGGUUGAUGACAAGAAGUGAAACCGAUCGUCGUGCUGGAUGAAUCUACCACACCGCACGGUAGAAAAUUCAAUUUGUCGACGGGGGACGAUGAGGUACGAUUAUUCACGGUGAAAAUAUAGAAUCCCAGAAAACGAGGUGUAAACACUUAUUAGCGAGCAUAGUCAUUUACUUAGUCGACUGAAUAAUUUCUGUUUGAUGUUGAGCUCUUCGUGGACUUCAAUUACUGAUAGGUGCAACUGUAAUGGAUGUUUGAGUUGUUCAAAAUUGUCGCUCUAGGUCUAGUCAUUGUAGUAAGUAGAAUAUUUGAGUCAUUAUGAUAAGUUAGUUGUUGUAACAGCAUAGAUAUGUAUGAUCUUCUAUCUAGAUUUGAUCCUCCUAUUGAUGAAGCACCCGUUGAAGAUAGUGAUAGAAGAACGUCAACGAUCUGCGGGAUUAUGUCUAGUAUUAGUCCUUGAUCCCCUACUUCCGCCUGUCCUUAUUUUGUUCUUAAGAUGUAUGACACUGACCACGACCAAUUCAUUUUCAUAGUAUGAUUAUAUAUAACUGUAUAAAUAUGUGUACUCAUAUUCUUGUAGACCACUUAUCAUUACUCUUAACUUGUUUUGUACCACAGUACUUAUUCAAAAAUAAUCGAAAGCUGCGGGGGGUCUUUUCCUUUCGGCAUUCCGUCUAUGCUAGCAGG